UCUGAGUCAGCACUCAUUGUAUUUUCCAGACUGCCCAUGACAGGUUGGGAAGGGGAGGGAGCUGUCAUGUGUUUUCAGAUAGUGACCUUAGUCAGUGAAUGGCUUUUGAGCAGAGCAAUAAGUUCAGCUUUGCUUGUAAAAUAGUCAGUGGCUGUUUGGCAUCCUUGACACCAAAGUGAUAAAAGAGGAAGUAAAGAAGAAGAAGCUAUUUAGCAACUCAUGAGAAAAGAACAUAUUGGACGUGUUCAAGGAGUAAUAUAGCAUCACACUGCAUUCCCAACAUCAGAGGAAAAGCAACAAUCUGAAUCUCUCAACCCUUUGGUGUUACCAACAAUGGCAUUCCAUGGUAGAACUGUCUCUUUUUUCUUCUCAAUCUGUGUGGCAAACUUCAUAACACAAGAUGUAAUUCUUCUGAAAAAUAUUUACAUGACCAACUGCAGAAUUGCAGGUGUAGCGCUUGUUGCAGCCAAGAAUGGAACCAAUUUUAAUUUUGCUGAAGCAAAAACAGUUUGUAGGCAGCUGGGAUUAACACUAGCACAAAAAUCCAAGAUUGAAGCUGCUUGGAAGCAUGGCUUUGAAACUUGCAGUUUUGGCUGGGUAGCAGAAGGCUAUGCUGUAAUUUCUCGUGUAACUCCAAAUGAAAAAUGCGGUCAGAAUAAAACUGGGAUUUCCAGCUGGAGAAUGAAACUAGACAGGAAAGCUCGUGUUUAUUGUUAUAAUUCUUCAGAUACGUGGAUUAAUUCAUGCAUCCCGGAACAAAGCACAGUUGCAUUACCAGACAGUUCCACUGAGAUGAAAUCCACCGUAACAGCCUCAUUUCAGGAUACCACCAGAGGGUUUGACACAACUCCGUUACUAAAAACUCCAAAGUCCCCAAAGUAUCGCAUCAUAUGUGUAACAGAAACUUUACCAUCCGAACCAACUCCCGAGAAGGAAAAUCGGCUUUUCACUGAAAAACGAACUGCCUUUAAAAAUGAGGGUGUCCCAUUUGGAGGUAAUAGACAUACUCAGUGCUGUGAAUGUCAUGGUUUUAUGUUAGAGCAGGGGUCCCCAACCCCCUUCCGUAGACCGGGCCACAGCAUGCCAUCAACCGGUCCGCACAAACAAGCAAAGCCCCAUCCACGGGAUGCACUCAACAUACAAAACCAGACACCCUUUGGUCUGUGGAAAAACCUCUCUCCACAUAACCGGUCCCUGGUACCCAAAAGGUUGGGCAUCUCUGUGUUAAACAGAAGACAAAGGAAAACCUCAGGUUUAAAAUUUUUGCUGGCUUAGAGAGGAACUUAAAAGAUGUCCUUUUGGGGUGGCAAGAUGAAUCAAACCAUUAUAACCAGAAAUAUAGUCUUUUCCUUUUUUUUUUAUUAAAAAGUUUUACAAAAAUUACAAAAUAUAGCCCAAACCCACUCCCCUU
Crotalus tigris (Tiger rattlesnake) is the source of this 1411-nucleotide messenger RNA. Its product is annotated as lymphatic vessel endothelial hyaluronic acid receptor 1-like. The transcript has 4 exons. The record is from RefSeq and is a predicted model, not a curated record. Gene Ontology annotation, molecular function: hyaluronic acid binding; transmembrane signaling receptor activity. The coding region runs from base 334 to 1275 and encodes 313 amino acids. Gene Ontology annotation, cellular component: plasma membrane. NCBI's taxonomy places the organism in Eukaryota, Metazoa, Chordata, Lepidosauria, Squamata, Viperidae. Gene Ontology annotation, biological process: cell adhesion.